Messenger RNA from Orbicella faveolata, 1369 nucleotides. Its product is annotated as hemagglutinin/amebocyte aggregation factor-like. Gene Ontology annotation, cellular component: extracellular matrix. The record is from RefSeq and is a predicted model, not a curated record. Gene Ontology annotation, biological process: collagen fibril organization. Lineage: Eukaryota; Metazoa; Cnidaria; Anthozoa; Scleractinia; Merulinidae.
AAUUAUUCUGUAGGAGUACCGAGCAACUUUGACUCACUGUAGUGUCCCCACACACUGAACUUGCCGAGUCGAUCAGCAACUGGUAUAGUACAUUGUCACCGUUUGCGUCCAUCUCUCAAAGGUACGAUCACUCACUUCUGACCGUUUUUCAGUAAGUCAGUCCAAGGUAAUUAAGUUGUGCAGCCUGGCUGUAGCACAGAGAGUUGCUUCGUUAAGCUGAACUGUUGAAGGAGUGGCGCAAUUCACAGGAAACAAUGAUCCGUGGGAAUACUCUAAUAACACUGGCAGUGGUCUUGGGGCUCGCCUAUGUGUUCGGCAAAGAGGCUGACACUGAAAAGCGCCAAGAAGGCGAAUCUUUACUUCCUGACAUAGAAUCUGACGUGGCUGAUGCCCCUGAGGACGAGAAGAAAGAAGAGACCGUGAAUGAUCCCAAAUGGCGCUAUAGGUACAGAGCAGGCAGAAAAAGGUACAGGUACAGGCGGUCGAGAUACCGACGUAACAAACCAUAUCCGACACAGAAACCAAAACCUACUCCAACUCCACCCACGCCUGAUGAACAGCCCUGUUCUACGUCCAGACCUCCGACUGAUGGGGAGUGGGCUAAUGACUGGCAGGGGCACAUGUUUUUUGAGUGUCCUAGAGGCAGCACUAUCAUCUCUAUAAAGAGUGUUUUCAGAGAUUGCCAGCAUGACCGUAUUUGGGAAUUCGGCUGCGGUUACAAUGAGGCUUCCACUUCCAGAGGUCACUGUCACUGGGACCAUGGAUACGUCAACGAUCCGAAAAAGGGCAUCUUCUUCAACUGCCCCAAUCACGGUUUCAUUGCAGGUGUCAGCAGCGAUUUUUUUAGCGGGCACGGAGAUCGACGCUUUACUUUCAAAUGCUGCAACGACGAAGAGUUUGACCACGUGGAUUGCCACCAUUCGCGUCUGCUUAAAGGCGACUUCGACUACAAAGUGGAUCGCGACAAGCGGUUUUAUAUCACUGGCAUUAACAGCUACUUCAUCGUCGGGAAAGGGGAUAGAAACUGGAAGAUUGACUACUGCAAGUCUGAACCAGAAUACUUCGGUUCGGGUGAAGGUUUCGUCAGUGACCCCGAGGAAUCAGAUGUCAUCGAGAACUAAACACUUGUUAUGCCCAAGACGAUCUGAAUAUUAAGCUGCACUUAGACUCUAACCUUGUUCUCUUAGUAAUCACAGUCAUUGAAGGUAGCGCGGAUACUGACCAACAAGUAGUUUUGUAGCAAAGACAUAUCAGAUGAGCUUCUUGUUCUUUCAAUUUUUGAGUAUAUAUUAGGUAGCGAAAGAAGCCCACAUCGGAGUUGUAAAAUCAUGUAACUGCAUUAAAAGCCUGGAAAGUUGUCAAUACCUUA